AUGAGGGGCCGCGAUUGGCUAAAAGCUUCAACCAGUGUUGCCAUUGUGCAAGUUCUCUAUCUCCACAAACUUCCCUCGUUUGUCCGGGUGAGCCUCUCAUCUCAUCCGCCUGCAUCAAUUUUGGACUGCGUUACCGUUGUUUCGUCCCGUGUCUUUGUGUGUGCGUUAUACCAUCACUCUCAAGUGCUUAAAAGUGUCCGAUCGCACCCAAAGCUUUUAUCGCUGCAGCACAUGAACGACGCUUUCUUAUCGUGCAGAGGGGACGCACCCAUGACCCCCCUGGGUACUGAUGCUCCGCUUUUUGCUGCUACCGUGUCCCCGCGCGACCCUGGGGCCAAGCUAGCUGCUGUGGCCACAACCGCAACGUCCAAAUCCCAGUCCAGCACUUUAUCCAACUCCUUUGCAAGUCAUCGCCUGUGCAUCCCGAGCGAUGACGUAUCGGACGAUGACGAAGACGAUGCUGAAGACAAUUCGCAUGGAGGUUCAGGCAAGUCUCACAAGGGCAACACUGGUCGCUGGACCGAAUCUGAACACAAGCUUUUUCUACAAGGUCUAGAAACUUUCCCCUAUCGUGCUUGGAAGAAGAUUGCUACACUUAUCAAGACGCGCACCGUCGUGCAGAUUCGGACCCAUGCUCAGAAGUAUUAUCAAAAAUUGGAAAAGGAGGAGGCCCGUUUAAAGGAACGCGAAGCACAGGAUCGCGCAGCAGUCGCUGCAGGCGUAGCACCUUCAAUUAUUCCUUCGAGCCCCGCCUCGCAGAAAAAGUUGCAUUAUAUGCGAAAGCGCAAAUACUCUUUACUUGAGAUGAAUAUGGACAUGGAUGACUCGACUGUGCUCCCCAGUGUACCUAAGCGUCUCGCCCGCGAGAAACAGCUUGCUACUCAUAUGUCCCCUAAGCAGAAAACAUCUUCGCUUUUAGGUAACAAGUUGUCUUUCGGUAAUCCCACGGACAGUCGAUUCAUGUUUGCACGCAGCAUAAAAAACCAAAAUGCUACGCAGCCUCCUCACCUGCCGAUGGACUUUGCCGAUGCCGCAGCAGAAGUGAUGAUUCUUGAUUUUGCGGAGGAUAAGUCCCUAGCCGACUAUUCGGUCGACUGUGUGGACCAGACCCUCGCGUCUAUUGACAAUGACGACUUGUUGCAGCUUACAGAAGAAGAGUUGGAGUGGUUUUCCACAUCUGAUACAGCGCAAGAAGCCACCGAAAAUUCGAUACAAUCUGGUGCCUCCGAAACGAUAGACGUCGAACCUUUUUUGGAGCUGGACAACACUAUUGAUAGCGAGAAUUUUGCAGCGGACUUGUGUCUUGAGGAUGCAGAUGACGAUUUUGUGUUGGACCCGGAAAAAUUCUUGACAAGUUACUUUGCUCCGAAUGAGAAGUUAUAA
This is a messenger RNA of Plasmopara halstedii, 1383 nucleotides long. RefSeq names its product protein. Bases 1 to 1383 code for a protein of 460 amino acids. Gene Ontology annotation, molecular function: DNA binding. NCBI's taxonomy places the organism in Eukaryota, Oomycota, Peronosporomycetes, Peronosporales, Peronosporaceae. The record is from RefSeq and is a predicted model, not a curated record. The transcript has 3 exons.